This is a messenger RNA of Penicillium subrubescens, 4947 nucleotides long. Its product is annotated as pentafunctional protein ARO1. The transcript has 2 exons. The coding region runs from base 1 to 4755 and encodes 1584 amino acids. The record is from RefSeq and is a predicted model, not a curated record. Gene Ontology annotation, molecular function: shikimate 3-dehydrogenase (NADP+) activity; shikimate kinase activity; 3-dehydroquinate dehydratase activity. Gene Ontology annotation, biological process: chorismate biosynthetic process; aromatic amino acid biosynthetic process. Lineage: Eukaryota; Fungi; Ascomycota; Eurotiomycetes; Eurotiales; Aspergillaceae. Gene Ontology annotation, cellular component: cytoplasm.
AUGACCGAACCCACCAAGAUCAGCAUCUUGGGUCGGGAGAGCAUCGUCGCUGAUUUCGGCCUGUGGCGCAACUACGUCGCAAAGGACUUGAUCAGCGGCUUGCCCUCGACCACCUAUGUCCUAAUCACUGAUACAAACCUCGGAUCCAUCUAUACGCCGAGUUUCCAAAAGACCUUCGAAGCCGCCGCUGCCUCAGUUUCACCUGACCCGCGCUUGCUCGUCUACAAUGCCCCACCCGGAGAGAGUUCCAAGUCCCGACACACCAAGGCCGAUAUUGAAGAUUGGAUGCUGAGCCAGAACCCGCCAUGUGGCCGAGAUACCGUGGUCAUUGCACUGGGCGGUGGUGUGAUUGGUGACCUGACUGGCUUCAUUGCGGCCACCUACAUGCGCGGUGUUCGUUAUGUGCAGGUCCCCACCACUCUGCUCGCCAUGGUGGAUUCCUCAAUUGGAGGCAAGACUGCCAUUGACACCCCUCUCGGCAAGAACUUGAUUGGUGCUAUUUGGCAACCGUCAAGGAUCUACAUUGAUCUCGAGUUCCUGGAGACACUACCCGUACGAGAGUUCAUUAACGGCAUGGCCGAGGUCAUUAAGACUGCUGCCAUUUCAAGCGAGGAGGAGUUCACUGCGCUAGAAGAUAAUGCCGAUAUAAUUCUCAAGGCGGCGCGCAGUGAGGCUAAGCCCGGCCAGGGCCGUUUCGAUGGUAUUCGCGAUAUCUUGAAGGCCCGAAUUCUGGCCUCUGCUCGUCACAAGGCCUUUGUUGUCUCCGCAGACGAACGUGAGGGUGGUCUCCGUAACCUCCUCAACUGGGGACACUCUAUCGGCCAUGCCAUUGAGGCAAUUCUGACUCCUCAAAUUCUCCACGGAGAGUGCGUUGCUAUUGGUAUGGUCAAGGAAGCUGAGCUUGCUCGUCACCUUGGCGUUCUGAAGGGUGUUGCCGUUGCUCGUAUUGUCAAGUGUAUUUCUGCCUAUGGCCUACCCACAUCUAUGAAGGACUCACGGGUACGAAAGCUCACUGCUGACAAGCAUUGCUCUGUGGACCAGCUUCUGUUCAACAUGGCGCUGGACAAGAAGAACGACGGCCCGAAGAAGAAGGUUGUCCUUCUGUCCGCUAUUGGACGCACCUACGAGCCCAAGGCUAGCGUUGUGUCUAAUGAAGAUAUUGGUGUUGUUCUGGCUCCCAGCAUUGAGGUGCAACCUGGUGUCCCAAAGACUCUGAAUGUAACAUGCACACCCCCGGGAUCCAAGAGUGUCUCCAACCGCGCUCUUGUCCUUGCUGCGCUUGGCUCGGGCACCUGCCGUAUCAAGAAUCUCCUGCACUCCGAUGACACUGAGGUCAUGUUGAAUGCUCUGGAGAAGCUUGGAGCUGCCACUUUCUCGUGGGAGGAGGAGGGUGAAGUCCUUGUCGUGAACGGCAAGGGUGGAAAGAUCACCGCCAGUCCCUCAUCCCUGUACCUGGGCAAUGCUGGAACUGCCUCCCGUUUCUUAACUACCGUUGCUACGCUUGCUAACCCAAGCACCGUCAACGAGAGCAUCCUGACCGGCAACAACCGUAUGAAGCAAAGGCCCAUUGGUGACCUUGUCGAUGCUCUGACCGUGAACGGCGCUGGCAUAGAGUACAUGGAGCGCAAGGGCAGUCUGCCCCUCAAGAUCGCGGCCUCUGGUGGCUUUGCCGGCGGCAGCAUCAACCUGGCUGCUAAGGUUUCUUCCCAGUAUGUAUCCUCGCUGCUGAUGUGUGCUCCCUACGCCAAGGAGCCCGUGACUCUGCGACUGGUCGGUGGCAAGCCCAUCUCUCAGCCGUACAUCGACAUGACGACCGCCAUGAUGAGAUCUUUCGGCAUCGACGUCAAGAAGUCCACCACCGAGGAACACACCUACCACAUUCCUCAGGGCCACUAUGUCAACCCCGCUGAGUACGUUGUUGAGAGCGAUGCCUCCUCUGCUACUUACCCUCUAGCCAUCGCUGCUCUCACCGGCACCACCUGCACAGUCCCCAACAUCGGCUCCAAGUCGUUGCAGGGUGAUGCUCGAUUCGCUGUUGAGGUGCUCAGGCCCAUGGGCUGCACUGUUGAGCAGUCGGAUUACUCUACCACUGUCACUGGACCUGCCAGUGGCAUUCUCCGACCCCUCCCAAACGUGGACAUGGAGCCAAUGACCGAUGCUUUCCUCGGUGCCUCCGUCCUUGCUGCUGUUGCUCGUGGCGAGGGCUCGAACCACACUACCCGCAUUUACGGCAUUGCCAACCAGCGUGUCAAGGAGUGCAACCGUAUCAAGGCCAUGAAGGAUGAGCUUGCCAAGUUCGGCGUUGUCUGCCGUGAGCAUGAGGACGGUUUGGAGAUUGAUGGUAUUGACCGGUCCACCCUUCGUCAGCCCGCAGGUGGUAUUUACUGCUAUGAUGACCACCGCGUCGCCUUCAGUUUCAGCAUUCUGUCGCUCGUAACUCCCAAGUCUACCCUCAUUCUGGAGAAGGAGUGCGUUGGUAAGACCUGGCCCGGCUGGUGGGACACUCAGAAGCAGCUCUUCGGUGUCAAACUCGAGGGCAAGGAGCUUAAGGAGGAAGAACUGGCUGCCUCUGGUCGUGAGGAGCGUGUUAGUGCUUCCGUCUUCAUCAUCGGUAUGCGCGGUGCCGGUAAGACCACCUCCGGUAACUGGGUCGCUAAGAGCCUUGACCGGCCCUUCAUCGACCUUGAUACCGAGUUGGAGAAGAUCGAAGGCUCCACCAUCCCUGACAUCAUCAAGGAGCGUGGUUGGGAGGGUUUCCGUGAUGCAGAGUUGGCUCUGCUCCAGCGGACAAUGAAAGACCGACCCACCGGGUAUGUCUUUGCCUGCGGUGGUGGCAUUGUUGAAAUUCCCGAGGCACGCAAGUUGCUUGCCGAUUAUCACAAGAACAAGGGCAAUGUGCUUCUUAUCAAUCGCGAUAUUAAGCAGGUCAUGGAAUUCCUGCAGAUUGACAAGACCCGUCCAGCAUACGUUGAGGAUAUGAUGGGCGUGUGGUUGCGUCGCAAGCCUUGGUUCCAGGAGUGCAGCAACAUCCAGUACUACAGCCAGCACUCGAACACGACGGAGCUUGCUCUGGCCUCGGAGGACUUUGAGCGUUUCAUGCAGGUCGUGACUGGCCGGAAAGACAACCUCUGUGAGAUCAAGAAAAAGAAGCACUCCUUCUUUGUCUCGCUGACUCUGCCCAAUCUCCGCGACUGCGGUGAUCUCUUGCACCAGAUUUGCGUGGGAUCUGAUGCCGUGGAACUGCGCGUUGAUCUGCUCAAGGACACCGCCUCAGGAAGUGACAUUCCCUCCGUCGACUUUGUCGCCGAGCAGAUGUCUUUCCUUCGCCGCCGUGUUUCGCUUCCCAUUAUAUUCACCAUCCGGACGAAGAGCCAAGGUGGUCGCUUCCCUGACGACGCUCACGAGGCUGCCUUGGCCUUGUACCGCUUGGCAUUCCGUUCGGGCUGCGAAUUCGUGGAUCUCGAGAUCGCUUUCCCGGAUGAGAUGCUCCGUACCGUUGUCGAGAUGAAGGGUCACUCCAAGAUCAUCGCUUCGCACCACGACCCAGAAGGCAAGCUUUCCUGGGCUAACAUGUCCUGGAUCCCAUCUUACAACCGUGCUCUGGAGUACGGCGAUAUCAUCAAGCUUGUCGGCGUUGCUAACAACCUCGACGACAACACUGCUCUGCGGAAGUUCAAGAACUGGGCCGCGGAGGCGCACAAUGUGCCGUUGAUCGCCAUCAACAUGGGUGACCAGGGCCAGCUCAGCCGCAUUCUGAACGGCUUUAUGACCCCCGUCUCCCAUCCGAGCCUUCCCUUCAAGGCCGCCCCUGGUCAGCUGUCUGCAACCGAGAUCCGCCGCGGUCUCGCCUUGAUGGGUGAGAUUAAGUCCAAGAAGUUUGCCAUCUUCGGAUCGCCCGUCUCUGGCUCCCGAUCUCCUGCACUCCACAACACCCUCUUCGCGGAGGCAGGUCUUCCUCACGAGUACGGCCGUCUGGAGACCACCAACGUUGAGGAUGUCAAGGAUUUCAUCCAUGCUCCCGACUUUGGCGGUGCCUCCGUCACCAUUCCUCUGAAGCUGGACAUCAUGCCGCUUCUCGACGAGGUCGCCAAGGAGGCCGAGAUCAUCGGUGCCGUCAACACCAUCGUCCCCGUCCCCAACGGUGACAAGCCUCAGCGUCUCAUCGGCUAUAACACCGACUGGCAGGGCAUGGUCCAGGUUCUCCGCAACGCUGGAGUCUACGGUUCCACUGGCACUGAAAGCGCCGUGGUGAUCGGUGGCGGCGGUACUGCCCGCGCUGCUAUCUACGCCCUCCACCAGAUGGGCUUCUCCCCCAUCUACGUGGUUGGCCGCACCGCCAGCAAGCUUGAAGGCAUGGUCGCCACCUUCCCCACCAGCUACAACAUUCGCGUUGUCGACAACCACGAGCAGCUGGAGACCGUGCCCCAGGUUGCUGUCGGUACUAUCCCCGCCGAUCGGCCCAUCGACCCUGCCAUGCGCGAGACCCUCUGCCACAUGUUCGAGCGUGCCCAGACUGCUGACGGUACUCUGGUCGGCAAGUCUGUUGCAGAUAAGUCGCCUCGUAUCCUCCUGGAGAUGGCAUACAAGCCUGCAGUGACUGCGCUGAUGCAACUGGCCUCCGACUCGGGCUGGAAGACCAUCCCCGGUCUGGAGGUUCUUGUUGGUCAGGGCGUGAAUCAGUUCAUCCACUGGACUGGUAUCGUCCCUCUGUACCACGUUGCCAGGGAUGCUGUCAUGGGCACCGAGUCUGCAUGAUCGGUUGCCUUCUUUAUUCUUGUUGAUUUCAAAAUAUGGUCUUCUUAUCUCAGUGUCCAUCCCAAAAGGAAUGAGAAAAGUAUUUAUGUUUGACUUUCAUAGGCUUUACGUUUGAAUGUGUGGAAAUUUUCGUUUAUAUAUACUCUCUGGAUAAGCUGCGUGAAAUCAUUUUCGUUCUAUCUUCAAUCACCG